Metarhizium brunneum ARSEF 3297 is the source of this 1410-nucleotide messenger RNA. RefSeq lists its product as uncharacterized. NCBI's taxonomy places the organism in Eukaryota, Fungi, Ascomycota, Sordariomycetes, Hypocreales, Clavicipitaceae. The record is from RefSeq and is a predicted model, not a curated record.
AUGCUUGUUGCUUUUCUGUUGGUCGGGCUGGGACUGGCCUCCCCGCCGCGGACCGUCCGAGCUGUCCUCUCCACCGACUCCUACCGAUCGAGCCCCGGGUCCGUGGUCGGCGGGGGCUCGGCAUACGACUACGCGCCCAGCAUCAUGUUGGACGGCGUGUACAAGAUGUGGUGGUGCGGCCAGGUGCCCGGACAACCGGUUGCCGGCGACAGCAUCCUCUAUGCAGAGUCGUCCAGCCUCGACGGCCCGUUCCACGCGCGCGGCAGCGCGGCCUCGCACCAGGUCGUGUUUGGGGGAACCGGCAGCGGAAGCUUUGACAACGAGCAUACUUGCGACCCGUCCGUCGUCCGCGUCAGCGGAACGUACUACAUGUACUAUGGCGCCGAAAGACACGACGGUGAGCCCACGACGAUUGGCGUUGCGUCCAGCCCCGACGGCAUCUCCUGGGCGAGGCUCAACAGUGGCCAGCCCAUCAUCACGCCCGCGAACCAGCAGAAUACCGGCAACACGUACGGAGCGGGCCAGCCGAGCGUCGUCUACCGCGGCGGCCGGUUCCACCUCAUCUUCACCGACACCACCGGCGCCGGGGCACUGGGCAACGGCGCCGGACAGUUCGCCUGGCGGUCGCCCGAUCCGACGUUUCAGCGGGACGUCGACGUCUUUACCGCCUCUGGCUGGCAGCCCAAGACGGACGCCAACUCGCGCGGCUUCUCGGUCGCCAAUGCCUUUUCUGCGGACUGGCAGUUCUCCGACGCCCUCGACGCCUUCAUCAUCGCCCACGACAACGGCGCCGGAGAGACCACGCUGACGUUUCUCGACGCUGAAAACCCCGCCGUCCAGAAGUACUCGCAGGUCGGCAUUCCGGGGCCGUGGUCCGAGGGGCCCGGCAUUGUCUCCCGGCCCGACAAGCACUCCGUCGUCUCCGCCAGCAACGAAUGUGGGCGCGUUCCCGUCGACGUGAUUCGCUCGACCACGGGGCCGCCGCCGCGAGAGCUGGGUCGCAUUGGCGUCGAUCUAGUCAGCGGCGCCAGCUGCGGCUCCAUGCCCGACCGGGUUGCGGCCAUCUACGAGGGGUACGGCAUGCAGGUCCCCGGCCUCCCGGCUGCCGUUGUCGUGGACGGCCUCCGGCUGCAGAUCCAGAGUCUCGCCGUGUACACGGACCUCACCCACAACGCAAUCCAGGUUCCCCCGUCCGUCUACUACGCUGUUCCGUACGGUGCGUCCUUGCACGAGGGCGACGCCGUGCUGGGGGCCUCGGGUCUGCCGGGGGCUUUUCGGCUCGACAACAACACCCUCUGGCCAGUCAGCUGUCUUAAAAUCGUCACCGACAACCACUCCCAAAUCACAAUGAUAGACCCGGGAGCGUGGCAAUCGUAUAGGAAAGGGCCGAGCCUGUUUUGCCUCGGCUGA